This is a messenger RNA of Dibothriocephalus latus, 351 nucleotides long. NCBI's taxonomy places the organism in Eukaryota, Metazoa, Platyhelminthes, Cestoda, Diphyllobothriidea, Diphyllobothriidae. The record is from the annotation of a GenBank genome assembly.
CAAUUGAUUCUCGGAGUGACUGCUGUCACACACGGCCAUCCCUGUGCACUCUACGGGGCCCUCCUGCAGGCCCAUGCCAUUCGCCGCGUUUUUGAAAUUGCCAUGACCGCAGGCACACCCCAGAUAGAUGCUUCUUGUUUAAUCGAUCACCUUCAGACCGUCCUGGAGACUGCAGACAUUGUGGAGUACAGUGCUGGGAAGGCCAAUGCUGCCACACGCAUAGCUGAGGCCCUACAACUGGUCCUUUCUAAAUUGAACACAAUUCGAGGCUUCCUCGAUCAGCAGAAUCCGCCGUCUGUCGAAGAGGUUGUCCAACAACUUGGUGCGUUCUGCUCGACGACAACUUUUUAG